Messenger RNA from Hemicordylus capensis (graceful crag lizard), 7069 nucleotides. It is a transcript of the gene SAAL1, whose product is annotated as serum amyloid A like 1. The record is from RefSeq and is a predicted model, not a curated record. The coding region runs from base 265 to 1686 and encodes 473 amino acids. NCBI's taxonomy places the organism in Eukaryota, Metazoa, Chordata, Lepidosauria, Squamata, Cordylidae. The transcript has 13 exons.
AUGCACCGGGCAGGGCUCGUCGAGGGGCAGGGCAAAGUGCUGCUACACCGGCCCCGUUCAGGGGCGGCUGCGCAGGAGGGGCGCUUUGCUUGCAGGGUGGAUGGCUGAGGCAGGCGAAGCUGCUCUCGGCUCUGAGCGGAGAAAGGACUUUGUCGUGGAAGCGGGGCACGUCUGAGGCGCCUCAUGGCAUACGCUGAAGCUGCUUCCGCUCCCCGGCUGCUUAAGUGAACUUUUAGUCUGGCAACUGGAUUGGGUUAUUCCAGUAUGGACCGGAAUCCAUCACCCCCCUCCAGUGAUGCAGAGGAGGAGGCAGCAGUUGCUGGGGAUUCUAUUGGAAAUACAGUUUAUAGCAAGCACUGGCUCUUCAGCAUCCUUACAAAGCUAAUUGAGGUUAUUAGUUCUAAGAAGGAUGGCUCUGAGUUGAAUGAUGUGGAAGAACAAAUGGAGCUAGAUGAAGAUAUGGAGAAUGACAUUUGCAAAGUAUGGGACAUGUCAAUGGAUAAGGAUGUUGCUUUAUUUCUGCAAGAGUUUAAUGCCCCAGAUAUAUUUAUGGGUGUGUUUGCUAAGUCUAAGUGUCCUCGGCUUACUGAAAUCUGUGUGGGAAUACUGGGUAAUAUGGCCUGUUGCCAAGACAUAAGCAUGGCCAUUAGUAAAGAUGAGAACCUUGGACAGAUGGUUCUGCAACGUUUAUGUGAUUCUGAUUCUCCUACUCUGCUUGAAACAAGCAGGUUGUUGCUGACUUGCCUCUGCCAAUCUGAGGUGGCCAAUAUUUGGGUGGAAAGAAUCCGAGAAAGUCCAUCUGUGUAUGACUGCAUCUGUUUUAUCAUGUCAAGCUCUACAAAUGUGGAGUUGCUGGUGAAAGUAGGUGAGGUGGUUGAUAAAUUAUUUGACUUGGAUGAAGAAUUAAUGUUAAACUGGAUUAAAAAUGGUUCUCGACAAUCAGUGGGACAAGCUACAGAUGAUUCUCCAGAAGAGCUUCCAGAUUAUAAGAUUGUACCCUGUCUGCUUGAAGCUGCGAAACAAGUCUGCUCAGAUAACAAUCCAGAAGGACUUGAUGUUUAUAUGCAUAUCCUUCAGCUGCUCACCACAGUGGAUGAAGGCAUUCAAGCGAUUGUGCAGUCUCCCGAUGGAGGAAAAGAAACUUGGAGUUUGCUGUAUGAUCUCUUUUGCCAUGAACUUUGCCAGCCAGAUGAUCCACCAAUUAUUGUGCAAGAGCAGAAGACAGUACUGGCUUCUAUUUUGUCUGUGCUGUCGGCCAUCUUUGCUUCACAGACUGAACAGGAAUAUGUCAAAAUAGGAAAAAAUAUGCCACUGAUCGAUAGCUUGAUUAGAGUCUUACAAAACAUGGGUGAAAGUGGGAAGAGAUCUGUAGACUGCUCAAAAGAAUCCAAGUCAGAGGAAGCUCAGAAGUUUGGAGAUGCUGAGGAAGACUUCCAUUUGAAAAUCUUAAAGGAUAUCUGUCGCGAGUUGUUGUCCAAUAUGCUUCAAAAAUUGUCAAAGGAAAACAUACUGGAAGGACUCAAGCAAGGCCAUCUAAGUGAACAGAAAUGUUCCUGCAUUUUUCAAAACCUUCUCCCUUUGUAUUCAUCUUCGGUAGAGAGUUUUCUUGAAGUGCUACGUGAAGCUGAUAAGGCACUAGCUGACAGCCUAGGCAAAAACUUCCCAAGUCUGAUUCUCCAGACAUAGGACCACACAUACUGUAUUGCCUUGCAGGAAGAUUUUGAUUCUUUCAUUAAGAAAGUGAUGUGUAAAGAAUUCAGAAGUUGUUCAGCUCUCAUUCCUUAAACAUCUCUGCAAGGAAGGUCAUACAGGCAACUUCAUUAAAUAAGGAUGGAUGUGAUGGAGGAUGACAUGGAAGAUCAGCUUUCUUCAAGUUUUUGUAUUCAUAACGUUACAUUUUUAAGUGCUGUGUAUGAGGUGGGAAUACAAACAUAGUUUUAUAUAUUAGCAACUAUUGAGGUUGUGUAUUAUGAUCAACUUUGUUGAUGAAACAACGCAAUGGACUUCACCUGUUUUCGAAACAGAUGAACACAUUUUUAAAGCUAGCCAUUAAUUGUAAUGUUAAGAAAUCUUUAAAUAUAGAAUGGUUAGAUGGUUGCCGUGCUCUGCCCUCGGCUUGUUCCGAUACAGUAGCUUUGAUGCCUCUUUAAGGCAUAAUUCAAUUUUCUUGUCAUUAGGGUGCUAAAGCAAUGUGUUGCUUUGAAAAAAUUAGCACAACUAAUUAGAUGUUAGCAUUGCUCCCAGUGUACAUCAUGUGCAUGAUCCAGCCCAUCAAGAAUUUAUUUUCCUGCCACUAAGUACUGCUUAUGGUGCCCCUCUGGGGAAGAAAAAUAGUAGAGCAGCUCCAGGGAGCAGGAACCAAAUGAAAAUAUGUGAUCACCAUCUUGAAUUGUGACACUUUUGCUGGAGUCACAUCCAGAAAUGACAUCCAGGUGAUAUUUUAGUGUCUGGAGUUACGUAUAGGUAUCCUAAUUACAGUUUUCUGAAGAGGUAGAAUUGUCUCUUGUCAUAGUUGUUGCUUGCAUCUUUUUGGAAUUUUGAACAAGAAAAAGGUUGAAUUAAAUAGGACCGAAUGAAUGGUACUUUGUUUCUGGCAUUAUUUUUAUACUAGUAACUCUCAAUGAGACUGGUUUUUAUAUUUGUAUUGGAAAUUACAGCUUUAUAUAAUAAAUGUAUUUUUAUUAAAUAUUCGUACUAGAAUAAUCUUGUAUAAUUAGGGUGUGUGUGCACAAACAUGUUUCUAGAUGGCCCCUUGUUGAACAGCAUUCUAGUGUUAUGUAUAGACUUUCAGUAGGUGCUCUUGUCAGCAUAACAUGAGUGCUUAGGGAUGUGCACGAAAUGUAUUUUGCGUUUUUUUUCGAGCUCAAAACAAAAUGUUUGCCCUAUGAGGGUUUGGGGGAACGGUUAAAAACUUGUGUAAAAUCUCCUGCUUGCCCAUUUCUUUUGUAGGUUGGGUGGUAGGUAGCACUCAUCAUGUCCUACCACACAACCCACUUUGGUGUCUCUGACCUUUCCAUGGGGAACAAUGGGGUCUAGUUUCCCCAUUGCUCCCUAUGGCCAGAACAAGCUGCACUCAGUGUGCACACACAAGUUCUGCAUUGCAAUUUGCAAUGCAUUUUGCAACCUUGCCUUGAGAAACACUGCAGAACUGCCCACUAAAAUUUCAAACACAGUCCAAUUGGCCAAAAAAGAAUAACUGAUCCAGAAUCCACUGCCAGCCACAGUGCCUGAGCUGCAGUAACAUCAUGGGCACAAGUUGCUAUCUCUCACAUAAUUAUGACUCCUUACUUCCUAGAAUUACAACAGCUGCCACAGCAGCAACCUUAGCAGCAAGCAUAGCCAUAAAAUUAUUAUUAUUAUUAAUAAUAAUAAUUUGAUUUCUAUAUAUAUAUAAAAUCAGCUAGAGCAACUUCAAGAUAUACAUUUUGACUAGUAUAUCUUGCAAUGCAGAUUGCAAAGCAGACCAGAAGAGUGAGUAAAGCACUUUAGUCUUAAGGCCAGACAUGGAGCUCAUCAAAGCAACCACCAAGAAGUAUUACACACACAACUGCCACUGUCCAUUUCUUGCCACAACACUAUCUCACAAACAAACCAAAUCACAAUUCAAGGAAGGCAGGCACCCAAGUUCUGCCUUUGUCAGUCUGAGAUCCAGUUAAACUAGAUGGUUAUAGCAGCAAUAGCACUGCAUUUUAUUUAUUUAUUUAAAAUAUUUCUGUACCUCCCAAAACUUGUGCCUCAGUGUUCAUUAUACUCAGUGCUGAGAAAAGAAAAACACAGAAUCAAACCUUCCUUGAUUCCUUCCUCCUCUCCUGAUGUAUCCUCUUUAAGAGAGGUACAGGAUAAGGGCCCUCUCUCCCUCCCAAUCCCUUUGAAUACAUUUUUAAACUCCAUCCUUUUUGAGCUCCCACCUCCCAACCACAGAGGGGCACCGUUGCCCAUGACAACACUUGAUUUAUUUUAUUUUAUUUUCUUCAUUCAUUCGAUUUAUAUACCGCCCUUCCAAAAUGGCUUGGCGGUUUCCAACAGAAUAAAACCAAUUAAAACCAAAACUAUAAAAAUGGAAUAAAACUAAUUAAACAUUCAAACAGUUACAAACCCUGGAAAGCCAAGCCAAACGGAUAAGUUUUAAGGGCUCUCCUGAAAGACUCAAAUUAACUCAAAUUAUGGAUUUCUGCCCAGAGUACAUUCCAUAGCCCACAGAGCAAUUAUUUGAAUAACAAGACAAGCAAGGAGAUUACAAUCCAAUCGAAAGCCAGUGCCAGAAAACCAAUCAGCAAGGGGAAAGCAGGCCUCCAAAAUGGCACUCUACAUGUCAAAACGUUUCAAAUUACAGCUUGAAACAGCCCAUUUUGAGUCAAAAUGUUGACACCAAAACAUUUGCGCAUCCCUACUACUUAACAUCUGAGCAUAUCAUCCGAAUGGGUGUGUAGACAAUAGUUUUAGGAGGUGCAGGUGAAUAUUGUAGUGUUAGGUGGAGCUAUAGCUAUGCCAAACGACUUGGUAUAUAAAAAAGGUGCACUUGGGAUACCCAAAUGUUCACUCCCACUCACAGCAGCUGCUCUCUUUUUAAAGAGAGAGAGAAAGAGAGAGACAUACACACCUUGCCCCGCUCUGUUGGCUGCAUAAUCCAGGCCAGAGACCAUAUAACUAGAUUAUUUUUCCUUUUCCUCUUAUGACAUGAAUUGUGAUAGGGGUUUUGUUUUUUAAAAUGAGAAAAUCAGUCAGAUUUGACUAUGUCGUUAACAUCACUGAGGGCAAAUGAAGCCUUUUGUUGCUGGAUUGUGCUCGCUCUGGAGAGGGAAAGAGGAAACAGGUUGACCAAUGCUGAGGCAACCAGCCAGAUGUUCCCUGUCUUGCUGCCUAGUUCUGCAGGCAUUGUGAGUGGGCAAUAUACAUUUCCAAACACUUCCCACAGAGAGCAAUGCAGCAUGGAUGCUCUUUUAAUGUAAGUUGCAAUUUCUAACCCUGGGUGUGUGACCUGUACUUCGAAGCUUCGUUCUGCAUCUGCUUGGUUGGAUUUGGGGUGCUUGUUCUGUCAGAGGAACAUAGGAAGCUGCCAUAUACUGAGUCAGAUCACUGGUCUAUCUACCUCAGUACUGUCUAUACAGACUGGCAGUGUCUUCUCCAAGGUUGCGGGCAGGAAUCUCUCUCAGCCCUAUUUUGGAGAAGCCGGGGAGGGAACUUGAAACCUUCUGCUCUUCCCAGAGUGGCUCCAUCCCCUGAGGGGAAUAUCUUACAGAGCUCACACAUCAAGUCUCCCAUUCAUAUGCAACCAGGGCAGACCCUGCUUAGCUAAGGGACCAAGUCAUGCUUGCUACCACAAGUGUGGCAAGCUUAAAGAGGCUCAGUCCCGAAGGAGUCCUAAAUAGGCCUGCUCCAGGAACAGGAGUCCCUGCCUCUUCUAGGGGCGGCAGCUGGGCCCUGUUCCUUAUAUGCAGGUUUCUCUGGUGCGGUGUUGAUUCCUUUUCUGUUUAUUGUGGUUCCAAGGAAUCCUCAGAGUCAGAAGACAGAGGCAAGGGAGUGUCUUCUGAGCAAGGUGGGGGUGGUGGUUUUUCUGGAUCGAGGGUCUCUGGUGGCACCAGCUCUCCUGCAUUCCAGUCCUCAUACUAUUACAAACAUUACAAAUAUUUAUAUACUGCUUUUCAACAAAAGUUUCCAAAGUGGUUUACAUAGAGAAAUAAUAAAUAAAUAAAGAUGGAUCCCUGACCCCAAAGGGCUCACAAUCAAAGAAGCACAAGGCAAGUUUACCAGGCUGAUAGCUCUGACUCACUGGGUGGGCCCUUGGGAUUGUGGUGCAAGGGUACAGCAAUUGUGUGUGUGGGGGGUGGUGGUGGUGUUGGCUUCCUCAUCCCUUGCGCUCUCGUUGCCCAGGCCUGGUGGGUGGUCCAGGUGGCUUCAAUUCAUGACACUUGCGCUCUAGUCUACCUUGCCACUUCAGCUCCCUCAGUUCUUCCAUAUACCAUGGAACUAGCAGGUCAGAGAGGAUGCUUAGGUGUGAUUGUGUCUACUGCCCUAUUGGUAGCCUAGGUCUCAACCAGAGCAUAAACAGAAUCUCUGGUGGACCAACUAUAAACCCAAAGCUUCUUGGAAUCCAAUUGCAUCCAGUAGCCAAUAUGGGAUCCUAUUGGAAUCCUAUUGAAUCCUAUUUGAUCUUGGGUGGGCCAUCUUAAUAGAUCCUUCACCCCUGUAGAGGUGGAUUGUGGUGGCAAGCCAGACCAUAACCAGGUGGUGGUCCAUCCAUGACAAUGGAGAGGUGACAGGAGUCCCCACCCACGGAACACCACCCUAAUAUUUUGUGAUGGGGGGGACGGUCAGUUAUGCACAUUUUACUUAACUGCAGUAGAGCAGUACGUGAGCUGUUGUUUCGAUCUCACCAGAACCUCGGGGACAAACACAUUCUUCAUAUAGAAUUCCAUACUUCCAAUUUUAUCGAGACAUCUGACGUAAACUUAUUUUUCCUGAUACAGUGGUCCCUUGACUUACGUAAUUAAUCCAUUCCGAACGCACGUUCGGAGGUCGAAAUUUUCGUAUGUCGAAGAGCGCACCACGGAAGUCUGGAAACAUUCGUAAGUCGAGGAAACCGCAUCUAAAAAUUCGUAGGUCGAGUAAGCUGAAUCUAAACCGGCAACUACUUCCGGUCUUUUUUGUCGCUCCUAACUCGAAAACAUCGGAUGUCGAGUAGUUCUUAGGUCGAGGGAUUACUGUAUUAACUUACAUCCAGGGUCUACUGACACUUUUUAUUUGACCUUCCUUUUAGCAGAUCAGAAUGAUGUUAGGUCCUACAAUGUCACUAAGUUUUGUCUCAUUGCUAAUAAAAUUCGGCUAGAGCUUGUCAAUUAGUUGGUUACUUGAGAGUUCUGCCUUGUUGCAAAUAUCUUAGCUGUUUGUUAUAGUUUAUCUCAUUCUGCUUCUAUUUCUUUUAGUUUCUGUUAUAUUUAGUCUUAUCUAAUAAGUUUUAAAUUUUAGUAGUUUUACUUACCUAAUUAUGCAAAUCUAAUUGUAUCUGUUUGAAUCUAUUCAUUGCUAUACUGGUCAAAGACCAAAAUAAAGAUUGAUUGAUUGUUUGAUA